CACAUAAUUUUGCGCCACUCAUUUAAUAUUGUUGCGUUUUCGUAUUUGUUGAAGAUGGAGAAAUUCCUAAAAAGAAUAUAUACUGCAGAAAACGUGCCUGCAACGACUGAGUCGUCAAAUAAUAAUAAGCCGACAAAAAAGAAAUCUAAGUACAAUCAAAAAUACAAGCAGGAAUGGGAAGAUGGUUGGGAAUGGCUAGAAAAUGCAGACUUUAAAGCAUUCUGUAAAUAUUGCAAAACGUUUCUUGCAAAUGAUGUAACAUUAUUAGACCGGCAUGCUAAUACUAAAAAGCAUAUGAACGCAGUGAACACAAAAGACCAGGCCCGGCUGAAGCAAAUCACCAUUUCGGAAAGUGUUGAAAAAAAUUCAGAAACUACACACCAAUCUAAGGAACUUGCGAUGGUUAUGUACUGUGUGCAACAUUCUCUGCCAUUUACGUUGAUGAAAUCUUAUGUGAAAUAUUAUAUUUAUGUUUGUUAUUAAAUAAAUAAAGCAUAUUUAAGUUUUACC
This is a messenger RNA of Anastrepha ludens (Mexican fruit fly), 510 nucleotides long. RefSeq lists its product as uncharacterized. NCBI's taxonomy places the organism in Eukaryota, Metazoa, Arthropoda, Insecta, Diptera, Tephritidae. Bases 55 to 483 code for a protein of 142 amino acids. The transcript has 2 exons. The record is from RefSeq and is a predicted model, not a curated record. Gene Ontology annotation, molecular function: zinc ion binding.